Molecule: messenger RNA, 519 nt
Organism: Dinoponera quadriceps
Lineage: Eukaryota; Metazoa; Arthropoda; Insecta; Hymenoptera; Formicidae
Gene: l(3)neo43
Product: cytochrome c oxidase assembly protein COX16 homolog, mitochondrial
Exons: 3
Coding region: 149-418 (89 amino acids)
Biological process (GO): mitochondrial respiratory chain complex IV assembly
Cellular component (GO): mitochondrial inner membrane
Source: RefSeq, a predicted model, not a curated record
CGCCUUAAGAUUUUUACGUGGAUUGAAAGUUAAUGGAAACAUAAAGUGCAUCGAAAUAGAAUAUCUUAAAGUCUAUAGCACACAUAUCCACCUAUGUGUAUGGUCUGUCGAAUUUGAUAUCAAGUAAAACAUCGAAUUUGUAAAAAAUAUGAUUAAGCGUAACAAUUUAAGAUAUGGCAUACCGUUUAUGAUUUUUAUCUUUGGUGGAUUACUCGGCCUUCGAGAAUUUGCAGAAAUACGUUACAAAUACAGAAACACUCGAUACGUAAAAGAUGAAGUAAAAGACGUGGGAAUUUUGACAAAACCAGUGGAAGAGAUUACGUUAGAAAAAGAAUAUGAGAAGUUACAAAAGGUAGACAUCGACAAUUGGGAAAAUACACGAAUACAGAGACCAUGGGAAGAAACGAAUACAAAAUAGUUUGGUUAAAACAAAACUCUACUGUUACUUUAUCAGUAUAAUAACCAGAUCAAUUCGUUAGUCUUCGAAACAAGUAUUUAUUGCGAGUAUUUUUACCAAUU